This is a messenger RNA of Patiria miniata (bat star), 2034 nucleotides long. RefSeq lists its product as uncharacterized. The record is from RefSeq and is a predicted model, not a curated record. The transcript is spliced from 11 exons. Bases 846 to 1349 code for a protein of 167 amino acids. Lineage: Eukaryota; Metazoa; Echinodermata; Asteroidea; Valvatida; Asterinidae.
AAUGUUGGCUGAGAGACGAUGAGGAGUCAAGAAGAUGACGGCCUGUAAACGUCUCAAGUCAAGUGAUGGUACAUGUACACAAUAAACAAUGAAGAUGACACCCAGAAUUGAAUAGAUGUCAGUUGACCAACAUCAGACUUUCAUCUCUUCUGACCAUUGAUGACUACCUGUCUGUCACUGUCAGUCAGUUGGCCAGCCAGUGCAGUCCUACAAGCCAACUGAAUGUGAAACCCAACUGAGUAGUUUGGAACUAUAGCCUGAUGAACAAGCCAGUCAAUGCCUGACUGUCAGCCAGUACAUUGCGCUUCUGUCCACACUUUGGGAACAUCGCCUACUCCAGAGUUGAGAGUAGUUCAUAUUGAGAAUGAUAACCCAUUCAGCUGGGCUUAGACAGUGGAUUUCUGAAGAGAUUUCCAUAAGAGACAUCAGAACCUUCAUGGCAUCCUAGAUGAUGGCAACCUUUCAACAGUCCUGACUCACCCAGCCAGGGAGAAAGGCAGAUACAGCCAGCCUGCUACCAGCCAUCUUUGUCAAUCUACUGCAGAUAAACAAUCUCAUAUGAAGAAAAGAGCUACUACAAAGAACUACAAAGAGUGAGACACCAAAUCCUGUCACACAAGGCCAAUGGAUGGUUGGUGCAUUUUCACUGAGUUUGAAUGUGGUAGGAUUCUUAGGAAUCUAGUGCCAGAGAUGAAGCGGAAGCCACAACAAAGCCGGGGUUUCAUAAACACCACAUAAAGUUGGUGAUGGUACAUGUACACAAUAAACAAUGAAGAUGACACCCAGCUCACUCAUCACGUGGAGCCUUGCUUCAUUGACCAACCACCUCGCCUAGUCUGGUCACCAUGGCAACUGAACAGCCUCAGGCCCCGCCUCCAGCAGCCAUUGGUCGAGAUCGUUGCUUACCAAUUCCAAUCAGCAAUGAGCGUAGUCGAGGGCAACGCAAGACACCUGUCAGCUUUGUUGUUGUACCUGUCAGUGAUCUGGGUUACCCUGUUGGUUCACCAGGGAGUAGCAUCUGGGCUUACACACCAGGAAGCAGCGGUGACUGGAUCCCAAGUAGCAACUUAGAGGACAUCCCAGGCACAGCAGCUAACAGGAUGCCUAACUUCCCCCAUCAAGACACUGUCAAGAGAGGAUGGCUUCCAAAUGAACAAACACCUGUCAGCCGGUUUGGUGAGCAACAUGAGCCAAUGUCUGGCAUGCAUCAUAACAUGGCCAUGGGAGAUGGGGGAGGGGUGACAGCUCAUGGAAUGGCAGGAACGGUCUGGAACCCUGUAGCCACCAUGCAACUUCAUGGCACCAAUCUAAAGGUGUUGGGAGCAUCACAGAGCCAGUCAGUCAUGUGACAUGAGGACACCUCUCUGUCCAUUCCUAUAGAGGGCGCUGUUCGUCACAGCCGCAGCAUCCACAAGCGAUAGUUAAGUUAAUUAAUUUUUCUUCAAUGGCCAGUAGCCAUAGAGGGUGCCAUAAUGCUAUCUGGUUUGUUCACAGACAUAUAAACACAUAGACCACCAGUCGUGCGUGUGAAACCGUGAUUUAAUAAUUGGGCAAAAUGUUUGUUGACAGCGCGCAUAACUGCGAUGCCACUCAAUGUGCCAAUGCGCUUAGUACAGUACAUACAUUUAAAUACAGUUCAUAAAUUAUUUUGGUAAAGGCUGUAUUACUCAAAAGUUGUAUGAAAAUAUUGGAUACCGUAUUGUUUUUAAUCUCGGAUAUCGUAUUUUGUUCACAAGGGAUUUGUUAACAAUCAAAAACUAACUUCACAGGUUUUUUUUACAUGUUUGAUUGGAAUUCUUCAACCGUGUGUAAAAUCCCUAUUCAUAGAGGUGAAUUUCCCAAUAGUUUUGAUUUUAGUCGGGCGCUAGGCAAAUCACAAAAUGCUCAUGUAGUUUUGAAUAGGACCUGGCGGUCUAUGCAUUUAUAUGUCUGUGGGUUUGUUGCCUUACCUACCAAAAAAUUUAAUGUCAGGCCAAAAAAAAUAAUAGUCGGUCUCUGGUCAGUGCACGCGUCGAUUUUAAUAAUGCGCUUCAA